Messenger RNA from Rotaria sp. Silwood1, 774 nucleotides. NCBI's taxonomy places the organism in Eukaryota, Metazoa, Rotifera, Eurotatoria, Philodinida, Philodinidae. The record is from the annotation of a GenBank genome assembly.
AUGGCAAGUAGUUUGAACAAAACUCAUCCUUGCUUUGAGAUUUGUCAUCAACGUCCAACAGCGAAGUAUCAAGUAUUUAUAUUUCCUGGAGCUGGUAGUCCAGGUUCAAAUUAUCGUGAAUGGGGUAUGAAUUUUCCUGAAUAUGAAUUUUUCUUAAUAAUUUAUCCAGGAAGAUUACAUCGAAUGAAUGAAAAACUGUUAACUAGAAUAAAAGAAUAUAUUAUUGAAUUAAAUAAAGGACUUUUACCCUAUAUAAAUAAACCAUGUAUUUUUAUUGGACAUAGUAUCGGAAGUGUAAUUAGUUUUUCAUUAGCUCGAGAGAUGAUUGAAACAGAAAAUAAAGGAUAUUUAAUUAAAUUAUUAGUUGAAAUGGGAAGAGGACCACCUCAUUUACAAGAUCCUGAUAAAUCUUUUGUUCAUAUGACUGAUGCAGAAAUUGUUGAAGAUUUAAAGAAAAUGGCAGAUCCAAAAACACGAGAAAUUUAUGAUUUUCCACCUAUUGUUCAAAUGUUAAUACCUAUAUUAAGAGCUGAUGCACAGGUUGGUGAAGAAAUAUUAGAUUCAACUCCAUUAAAUAUUCCAAUUAUUGUUUAUGGUGGAGAACAUGAAGAAAAUGUUAAAGAAUCAUUAUUAAAUAGAUGGAAAGAAUUGACAACAAUGAAAGAUAAAUUUCAUGUUCGAAUGUUUCCUGGACAUCAUCAUUUUCAAUUCGAAUGUCAAGAUGAAGUAUUAUUAUGUCUUAAACAAGAUUUCAAUAAUAUUAUUAAUAAAUAA